AUGUUUAUUUUUAUAACAUACAAGGAUUCGCCGGAAUUAUCCGUUCGAAGAGCAUCAGAAACAGAUCUUUCCACUGAAAAAACGUUACUGGUUAAUCCUAUUUGUCCUGUCAGAAUUAUGUUGGAGUAUAUACGAAAGAAAUGCAGGUUUGGUAUAUUCACACAGUUUGAUUUAUGUGAUGAAUCUGGUGCAUUAAAGGGACUAUUCAAUAUGCCGACCUAUGCAUAUGCCACUGAGCAGUUCGAGCAUAAAAAAACAUAUUACCUCAUUGUAUUGAAAAUGGAAUUUGACAAAAAGAUAUCGGUUCUACCACAAUUAAACCACGAGAAUGCCCGUUACGAAGACUUAAAGAGUAAGGUGACGAAUUUCAUGUCGGGCGAGAGUCCUAAUAGGUCUCCUCCACCAGCACCGACUCCUUCAGGGAAGACUACACCAAUGUCGAAAGUUGGAGCUAAGAAGAAAUAA
Messenger RNA from Pieris macdunnoughi, 465 nucleotides. NCBI's taxonomy places the organism in Eukaryota, Metazoa, Arthropoda, Insecta, Lepidoptera, Pieridae. The record is from the annotation of a GenBank genome assembly.